AUGUCAUCAUCAAACUACGCUCAGUCCCACGCGCCACUCCUUCGCCCACGCCGCGUGGGCCGCACGCCCGUCCUCGCGCUCCUUCUCGGACGCCGCGGACCUUCCGUUAUGGUUCGUGAAACCGCGGCGCGCGAGCUUGAAGAGCGGCGCGCCGACUGGGGCUACUCGAAGCCUGUGGUAGUGCUUGAUGUGACGUGGAACACGGCCUUCGUGGUGGUCGCAGCGGUUAUGUUAGCUUGCUCUGUUGAGGAGAAUCCUAACACGCCGAUUCGGUUGUGGAUCUGCGGGUACGCUGUGCAGUGUCUGGUCCACGUGGCGUUGGUGUGGUUGGAGUACAGGAGGAGGAAUGGGGUUGGAGGACGAAGGGAUGAGGAAUCUCUUGAUGAAGAUGUUAACGAUAGCGAGGAUGAUGAUGAUGUUGAAUUUCGGAAUUCUUCUCGCCCCGGAUUUGCAAAACGCUGUGCAUCGUUGAAUACCAUGCUUUCAUUGAUUUGGUGGAUGGUGGGAUUUUACUGGGUUGUCUAUGGUGGUGAUAUUCUAAUGCAAGAGGCUCCACGGUUGUACUGGGUGGCAGUUGUCUUUCUAGCAUUUGAUGUCUUCUUUGCCGUCUUUUGUGUUGCUUUGGCAUGCUUGAUUGGCAUUGCCCUCUGCUGCUGUUUACCCUGUAUUAUUGGUAUUCUUUACGCCGUUGCGGGACUGGAGGGUGCAUCUGAAUCAGAUCUCAGUAUACUUCCAAAAUAUAAGUUUCAUGUGGCAAGCAAUGAGGAAACAUCCAGUCCGAGGGGUGGAUCAAUGGUUCCCAUUGAAAAUAGUAGUGGUGCAAAUGAACGAGUACUUUCACCGGAGGAUGCGGAAUGCUGUAUAUGCAUCUCUCCUUACGAGGAUGAAGCAGAGCUUCACGCGCUUCCUUGUAACCACCAUUUUCAUUCCACAUGCAUAGUGAAAUGGUUAAAGAUAAAUGCAACUUGUCCUCUUUGCAAGUUCAAUAUUCUAAAGGGAAAUGAACAGAUAAUAUGA
Molecule: messenger RNA, 1017 nt
Organism: Lathyrus sativus (Indian pea)
Lineage: Eukaryota; Viridiplantae; Streptophyta; Magnoliopsida; Fabales; Fabaceae
Source: the annotation of a GenBank genome assembly